CCCCCCAAGGUUAAAACAGCUGGGCAGACAGCCAGACUUCCUGCAGAAACCAUAGCGCUAUGAGAGCCUGAGAGAGGGGGGGUGGGGUAAAGAGAGAAAAUGGGACAGAUAUACAAACACAUAGAAGCACAGAGAGAGAGCGAGACAGAGACACAAGUAGAGAAAAGGAAAAGUAGACAGGACUAAAAGCAGAGAUGAAAGACUCGGUCAGGAGAUUUGGGAUCUGAAGAGCUCAGCAGCUGAAGAAUACUGGGCCCGAGAUCUGUUGCAGGCAAGGGAGGGAGGAGAGAGGAGGAGAGAGAGAGAGAGAGAGAAGUACAAAUGAAAAUGUGAAAACUAAAGCGAGGGAUGAUCAUAUCCAUAUGGGGAGCUGCUGCGAAUGAAAACAGGAAGAGAAAAGGCAGAGAAGGAAGGGGGGAGGAAAGACACAAGAGGACAGCAAAACUGCUCAAAGAGAAAGAAACCCGAUUCAGCCUAGUUCAGCCUGGUUCAGCCUGGUUGGGCCAUGGCGACAGCAGCCUGGUACCAUCGUGAUAUCAGCCGGGUGCGGGCCGAGGACUACCUCGCCCGGGCCGGGAGGGACGGCAGCUUCCUGGUUCGGGACAGCGAGUCGGUGCCUGGGGCCUACGCACUGUGUCUGCUGUUUCAGUGCCAUGUUCACACCUAUCGAAUCCUGCCUGACGAGGAAGGCUUACUGGCCGUGCAGACGACGCAGGGGGUGCAGGUGAACUGUUUCCGGACGCUGGCGGACCUGGUCUCGGGUUACCAGCAGCCUCACAAGGGCCUGGUGAUCCCCCUGCUGUACCCCGUGGGGAACGAGAGCGAGGCGGGUGACGACGGCUCAGAUGGGGAGGAUGAGAGACCCGGUCCAGCCUGGUCCCAGAGUGCAGUGCAGGCCAGUCCCAGCAGUGCUGUUACAGGGGACUCUCGUCCCCCGCUCCCUACGCAGACCUCCAUCCCCGUCCUCCUCCAACAGCGGCUGCAGGAGCUGAGCCCCCCCAGUGGGGCGAACAACCUGAUUGGCUUGGCAAGUGAGUACCUGCGCACCCAGCUACACCUGGACCUGGAGGGAGUGAGGAACGGGAACUCGAACCUGCAGCACUUCAAUAAGGCUCUGGGGGCUGCCUGUGGAGGGCUGCACAGUGAGAUUGACCUAACCCUGUCCAGUCUGGAGACCCUGGCCAAGGUGUUUGACGAUGCAAGCCCGUCCCUUACCUCGGCUAAGACACAGGGUGUGCCAGGAGGGGGAGCCUCAGAUCUGGGGAGCCUCAUCACUAAGAUCUCCUCCCUGAACAGUCUGCUGUCCUCACUGGAGAGAAAGGUGCUGAAGGCCCUACAGGAGGCAGUGUCCAAUCACAGCCUGACAGUGCCGCCAGCCCCGCCCACUGGGACCGCCGCCAUCGCUCGCACAAACGCCAGAGCCAUGCCUGUUCACACGUUCCAGGUGAAGGUGGGUCGUGCUGGCAGGCUGGCUCUGCAUAUCGAUGUGGACGGAGGGAGGCUGAUCUUCGAUAAGAGACCUGGGGCCUCACACGAGGAAUGCAUCUCGCACGACAGGAUCCUGCAGCUGGUGAAGUACCGGAGUGCUCAGAACCGGCUCCGGAUGGUCCUGGACUCCCAGAAGAACCAGCAGAGAGAGGUCAUGUUUGAAAACGCCCGGAAGAGGGAGGCGUUCUGCCAGCUGCUCCAGCUCAUGAAGAUGAGGCACUCCAAGCAGGACGAGCCAGAUGUCAUCUCCGUCUUCGUGGGCACUUGGAACAUGGGCAAUGCCCCUCCUCCCCGUGGCCUGACCUCUUGGCUCACCUCAACUGGUCUGGGACGUGUGCAGGACGAGACCACAGCGGCGCUGCCCCAUGACAUCUAUGCCAUUGGAACACAGGAGAACACUCUGGGCGAGCGGGAGUGGGCCGAACACCUGAGGGGGGCUCUGCGGAGCAUCACCGACAUCGACUUCAAAGUGGUGGCGCUGCAGUCUCUUUGGAAUAUCAAACUGGCGGUGCUGGUGAAGCCGGAACACGAGCACCGCAUCAGCCAUGUGGGCACCUCGAGUGUGAAGACUGGCCUGGGCAACACGUUGGGGAAUAAGGGAGCAGUCGGGGUCUCCUUCCUCUUCAACGGGACCUCCUUUGGCUUCGUCAACUGCCACCUCACCUCCGGCAGUGACAAGACAAUCAGGAGGAACCAGAACUGCCAGGACAUCUUGCGCCUGCUGUCUCUGGGGGACAAGCAGCUGAGUGCCUUCGACAUCAGCCUGCGCUUCACUCACCUCUUCUGGUGCGGAGACCUCAACUACCGGCUGGAGCUGGACGUGGAGGAGAUCCUGAGACACGUCACCAAGCGAGAGUUCGAAGAGCUGAUGUGUGCUGACCAGCUGACCCGCGAGCGUGACAAGAGGAAGGCCUUCCUGCACUUCAAUGAAGAGGAGAUCGCAUUCCCGCCCACCUACCGUUACGAGAGGGGGUCCAGGGACUGUUACCUGUGGCAGAAAUACAAGACCACUGGGGUGCGGAUCAACGUCCCCUCGUGGUGUGACCGCGUGCUCUGGAAGUCCUACCCAGAGACACACCUCGUCUGCACCUCCUACGGCUGCACUGAUGACAUCACCACCAGCGACCACUCCCCUGUCUUUGCCUCAUUCCAAGUCGGAGUGACAUCACAAUUCGUCUCGAAGAAAGACCCGGGUUUGAGUGUGGAGCGAGCCUGCAUUGAGCUGGAGGGGAUUGAAGCCAUUGUGAAGACCGCCAGCAAAUCCAAGUUCUUUAUUGAAUUCCACUCCUGCUGCCUGGAAGAGUUCAGGAGGUCGAGUGAGAAUGAUGCUCAGAGCUGUGAGGUGACUGGAUUCUUGAAGCUGGGCUGGUCAGCCAAACAGCUACCCAAGCUCACCCCGAUCCUGCCUGACAUGGAGUACCUCCAGGAUCAGCACUUGCUUCUCUCUGUCAAGUCCUGUGAUGGAUACGAGUCAUACGGUGAGUGCUGUAUUGCGCUGCGUUCCCUCAUCGGCAGCACUGCCCAGCAGUUUGAGAUGUUCCUGACUCACCGGGCUGAGGAGAUGGGCUCCAUUCGCGGGCGUGUUCGUGUUUACGUGCCAAAGGACAGGCGCGGAACGAGAGAGAGGAUCUAUGAGUGCUUCUGCUUUGAGAAGGAUGAUAACGGGGAGGUGAGAGGUGGGCUGUCUCCCCAGACACCCCUCAGCCACGGUGCAAGCAACGCUCCAGCCUCCUCUGAAACCCCCAGCAGCUACACCAACCCUGCCUACUUCAUAUUUGAGGCGGUCGUCCCGCCACAGAAAGGGCCCCCAGAGGGGGGGCGAGCUCCACCAGCCAGUGAAUCCCAGCCAGUGUGGCACAAAGACCCCACACUGCACCCCAAACUGCUGACACAGGACAGCAAAUCUCCUCGCAGAGCCAACUUUGCUGAAAUUGAAAUCCCGGGGUACACCCCUCACUACCAGAGCCCCCGAGAAUGCACAUCGCAGCCCGGCUCCUCCUACCAGCUCUUCCCUGCCAAGGACCAAGCCCCAGUGAGCACAGCCCAGCCCAGAGCAACACCAGAGACCAGCCUGUAUAGCGACCAGUCCUUACAGUACAAUGCCUCUUUGUAUAAGGAUCUGCCCUCUCUGAAUAGGGACCAGCAGAACUACUAUAUGAAACAUGCUGAUGUGUAUGAAGAGCAGUCUUCAUUCUAUAAGGACCUGCACAAACUGAAUAAGGACCCACCCCUUUUCUAUAAGGCCCAAGUCAAGAACCUGCCUCCGAGGCACUCCCGAGUUAAGACUGCUGCUCCCUGGAUCGUGGAGCCUCAGUUUGGAGGCAAUGCGGGAGACCACUCCCUCACCGCGCUCCAGAUUGCCAAAUCACUCAGCGAAGUGGACUUCCAGCCAAUCAGAAGCGAGUAUUCAGUCCCCAGGGGGCGGGGGCGGGGGCCGGUGUUUGGAGUCCCUGCUUUCUCUGCUGUGUGGAGUCGAGGAGGCUGCUGGGAGCCCCACCUAGGACAGCGAGAGGCGCUGGCAGUGCGAGGUGUGCCAGGGACAGUGGGGGAGUGGCUCAGGGUGCUGGGGCUGCAGCGCUACGAAGCGGGACUCAGCCUGAAGGGCUGGAAUGAGCUGGAAUACUUCAGUGACAUCACUGAAGAGGACUUGCUGGAAGCUGGGGUGAGGAUCCCCGCCCAUAGGAGGGUGAUCCUGGAAAACCUUCGUGAAAUCUGGGAUUAGCGAUUGGAGUUGUGGAAAUAGCAACUGCACUAGGAUUGACCUCUUUCUCAUCGUGGCUCGUGUGUCUGUGCUUGAAUGAGCCGAAGAGACUAUCAUUGGAGCUCUGCAAGUUUUUAUUCUUCCCUGUGUUGGAGAGAUAUCAUCUCCCUGUGGCCUGUUAUCUGUUCACUGGGAAAUAGACAUCCAGUCCUUAUUGAAUUGUAUUCAAGUGGCUGUGGUUGGUUUCAUCAUGCAGACAGCCAGGCUUAUCCUAAUUCGUCCCCUGGCCCCCCUGUGUCAUGCAUGAUCUGUUUCUGAUAUCUCCUACUGUUUUGAAAUUAAAUGCUACAUUUACCUAAUAUUCAUUUCCAGUACAAGGGUGUGCAUUUCUUUAUCAGGGAUUAGAGCUGACCUUGUUUCACAGCCACCCUUGCAAUUACUUCUGUUUUAUAAGCUAGCCACCCACACCCACCCACCUCCGAAGCGUGUGCCGUCAGCUGACCGCUUCUUGUCACUCUGCAGAUUCAUCAUGCAGCCACCUCAGAGCUACGGCGUCGGAGGACAACAUAACUCUGGGCAGCUUAAAGGCAAGUCCACAGACGCCCUGCCAGACUACAGGGGUUACUGGUGUGCGGUGAUCUGGGGACACACCUGUUUGUUCCCAUUAUUGAGGAGAUUCUCCUUAUGGAGGAGAUAAGAGGGUGGUUGGGAGAGUCACCUGUUUGAGUUCAGUCUUUAUCUUUAUGGGACUGUGUCAGAUGCAGGCAGUAAAACACAUUUUACACAAUCAUGCCUUUUCUUGCCAAACUCUGUCACAAAUGGAAAUCUUUGCCUCUUUAACUGUCCUGUGUUGGACUGCUGGAGCGUGUGAUUGGUGCUCAGCUGCUUGCCCUAUAGCAGGGAUACAGUAGGAUCAGUGCCCAUGUGGGCUCCCCAGUAUCGCCUCAAGCUGCCCUGCUAUACUGUCUUACACUAAGAAAGUUUUACAAGGGAGGUUAACAAGUCUUAGCUUUUGAGUUGAACUGUAGCCUUGAUAAAAGGGGAAACUGAUUUGCUUUUGCAAGCUAAACAGUUUCGAUGUGUAUUAAUAAAGCUGAAGAACCUGCACAGCCCUGAAUAGACAAUCAUGUUUUGUUUUACUGAGCUUCUGCUCUGGCACAAAACUAUUCUUUUAAAAGGAAAUUCAAAGGGUUACUGAAUUAAUGCCUAUCUUUUCACCAAGGAAAAAUUCCACAUUAUUGCUGCAAAGGGAGAAACAAACAACUCCAAAGUACUUAAGAGAACUCCAAUUACAUUGUUUAGCAGGCAGGCAGGCAGGAAGGCAGGCAGGAAGCAAUCCUCAGCACAUUCAAAUGCUCUCAUCAUCAACUUCCCCUAAUCGGCAAGCCUGACACUUCUCAAAUUCAGUUCCACUUUGCGUCUGGGGUUAUCCAAACUUGCAAUGGGAAUUGACAAAGGCUCCCACCAUUGUAAACACUGGAGAAAGUGUUUAAUUGUGCUUAUACGCUGUGACCAUUUAAAAAUAGAAAAAGGGUCGAUUUUCAAAUACACACACAGUACCAGCCACCUAGAAAAUCCAGGUACAUUGACUGAGGAAACAGAGACCUGGAUGGUGACUUUAGGAGAUAGAAAUGUAGCUCUAAGGAACUGAUUGGAAUCUUAAUGGAAGAGGCUUAAGAAUCUCUUGUUGAAUUAAUCUUGGACAGUACUGGGAGUUAUAUGAGUGACUCAGUGUCCUGUGUGAUUUUUUUUUUUCUGGUUAUCAAAAUUAGAUAAAUAAAUGACUUAAACACACAAACUGUCUUCAGUUCUGGAGCACAACGAACCUGGGAAGUGUGAGCGAACGUUUUAGGUCAGCAGCAGUUACUGAUUACAAGCGAAUGCCUGAGUCCUCAGGAGGCGAAUUCCAGCUGCUAUCUCCCAGGGGUCAGUGACUUUCUCAUAGGAGAAUGAUUGAAAUGGUCCUAGCAAGACUGUGUGUUCUGAUAAGUCAGCCGCUGCUCUUUGAAUCUAGCUGCCCUAUGCAGUGUAUUGCCAGGAAGACGGAAGAAAGUGGCAGCUCACAAUAUGGUGCUGGCUGUUGCUGCUAUGACAACACUGAUGCAGCCAAUAU
Molecule: messenger RNA, 6302 nt
Organism: Polyodon spathula (Mississippi paddlefish)
Lineage: Eukaryota; Metazoa; Chordata; Actinopteri; Acipenseriformes; Polyodontidae
Product: phosphatidylinositol 3,4,5-trisphosphate 5-phosphatase 2B-like
Exons: 28
Coding region: 506-4210 (1234 amino acids)
Biological process (GO): phosphatidylinositol dephosphorylation
Molecular function (GO): phosphatase activity; protein binding
Source: RefSeq, a predicted model, not a curated record